Molecule: messenger RNA, 1968 nt
Organism: Pelodiscus sinensis (Chinese soft-shelled turtle)
Lineage: Eukaryota; Metazoa; Chordata; Testudines; Trionychidae
Gene: WDR82
Product: WD repeat domain 82
Cellular component (GO): Set1C/COMPASS complex
Molecular function (GO): protein binding; chromatin binding
Source: RefSeq, a predicted model, not a curated record
CUGUAGCAGGAAGAUGGCGGACACAAUGAGCAGGAGCCGCCUCUCCGCAGCCUGAGCCGGCCCCGCCUGAGGGCGCUGCCCGCCCGCCCGCGCCGAAGCCGCCUGCCCCAGUCUCGCGUGCUCCAGGCCCCCGCCCGCCUCCCCUUCGCCGCCGCUUCCCGGGCCUCAGGCCGCCGCCCGGCUCCCUCGCUCCCCGGCGUCCUCCGUGCCCGGCUCCCGCUGGGCCCCGGCCCGGCUCCCUCAGGCCCCGCUCGCGCCCGCCGCCCCUCCCCCGCGGCAUGAAGCUAACGGACAACGUGCUGCGGAGCUUCCGCGUGGCCAAGGUCUUCCGCGAGAACUCGGACAAGAUCAACUGCUUCGACUUCAGCCCCAACGGCGAGACCGUCAUCUCCAGCAGCGACGACGACUCCAUUGUGCUCUACGACUGCCAGGAGGGCAAACCAAAGAGAACGCUGUACAGUAAAAAGUAUGGAGUGGACCUAAUCAGAUACACACAUGCUGCCAACACUGUGGUGUAUAGCUCCAACAAAAUAGAUGAUACAAUCCGUUAUCUCUCCCUACAUGAUAAUAAAUACAUCCGAUAUUUUCCAGGGCACAGCAAGAGAGUAGUUGCUCUGUCUAUGUCUCCAGUGGAUGAUACAUUUAUUUCUGGAUCACUUGAUAAAACUAUCCGACUUUGGGAUCUCCGGUCUCCAAAUUGCCAGGGUUUAAUGCAUCUUCAGGGAAAGCCUGUAUGCUCCUUUGACCCAGAGGGGCUCAUCUUUGCUGCUGGGGUCAAUUCUGAAAUGGUGAAGUUGUAUGAUCUUCGCUCUUUUGACAAGGGUCCAUUUGCUACAUUCAAGAUGCAGUAUGAUCGAACCUGUGAGUGGACAGGCUUGAAGUUCAGUAAUGACGGGAAGCUCAUCCUCAUAUCAACCAAUGGAGGGUUCCUUCGACUGAUCGAUGCAUUUAAGGGAGCUGUACUGCAUACGUUUGGGGGUUAUAACAACAGUAAAGCUGUAACUUUGGAAGCAUCAUUCACACCAGAUUCCCAGUUCAUAAUGAUUGGUUCAGAGGAUGGAAAAAUCCAUGUUUGGAAUGGGGAGAGUGGAAUGAAGGUGGCUGUAUUGGAUGGGAAACACACAGGUCCUAUAACCUGUCUGCAAUUCAAUCCCAAAUUCAUGACCUUUGCCAGUGCAUGUUCCAACAUGGCCUUUUGGUUGCCAACCAUAGAUGACUAAUUCUGAAACAACUGUGACUGGUGGGUGGUUUCCAUGCUGUUAAUAGCAGCGUAUUCUUGCGAAGAAGUGUUGGAGCUGCCUACUUCUCCUGGACAGUGUUGUCAUCCAUCAUACCCGUGUACGUUUCUGUAUGUCUUUUAUUUGCUGCAUUCCUCCAGAAUGACUCCUUCAUUUGACCUCUGAGAGCCUGAUCCUCCUGCACCCAGAAACUGGGUGCAACACAUUCCUACUUUCCAGUCAAAGCCCAGUAGGUUCCAGCAGAGUUUGUGACUGGCACAGUGUUACUUUUGAGAUGCUGGCAGAGGAAUAAUGGAAAGUUUGAUUUUUUUUUUUAAAGUUUGCUGAGGUCUCUAAGGUGUAAUUGUGGUUUGUUCUUACUGUAAACACACAAGGCUAUAAACAAACUGGGGUGGCUGAGUGGGACAGGCAAGUCUGUGUCACACCUGCAUAUUUAUCACACCUGGCAUCUCUACAGUCACUGAAUUUUACAAAUACAAACUUCAUUUGUGCCAAAUACAAGCAGACUGGUGGUUUUUAACCCAGAUGUCGGAUGCAGAGGGAUUUCUUUUGCUACUGAACAUGGGCCAAGUGAGAGCAUGGCUGCAUUUUUGCAUCAUGGCGUCUGUCAUCGAUUUCUGGUGUCUGGCAGACCAGACAGGUUUUGCCUGCUGCCAGAGAAAGCUUGAAGCAGCCUCCGUGCCAUUCAUCAUCCCAACAUCCAAGGCACAUAGAGAACUGAAGCCGUCUG